AUGACGUUACCACCUGGAUAUGUCAAGGUUAAUAUCGAAGUUGCUAUUGUGCCAAAUGCUCAAUUGCCUAUAUCUGUUGAAGGUGGUGAUGUAUCGAUGGUCGGUCAGGCAAUAGGAACAAUUGUGCCAUGGCCAAUGAACCUUCUUGAAUUUGUUGCUGAACGUGAAAAGAAUCCUGAUCAAUCCCAAAACAAAGUUAAGAAUACCCAACGAAGUGUUGAUUCUGUUUGGUCACCUAACAAAAGCAACAUAAAAUUCAAAAUUGAAGAGUCUCCUAGAGUUGGCGGUUCAACCAAUCUUGUAAAUUUACCUUUCCUUGAUAUGUAUGUGAAAAAGAUGAUGAGGGUUGGAUCGUUAAUUCAAAUAAAAAUGGAGGAAAGUAUAUUUGGUGAGGAGUUUAUAGAGCAUCUACGUGUAGAGAGUAUAAAAGAGAUUCUUGAUCACAAUUGGUUAAGUGCCUCUGUUAUCACUGUAUUUUCCAGGUAUUUGUAUGACAAGUUUAUUAGUCCAAAUGGAUUAAUAAAUAAGUUCUCCUUCAUAUCCCCACAUGUAUCAAAGGAGGAUAAUCUAGGAAAUGCUAUAGCAAAAAUACUUCUGAAAGAUGAGGAGUAUUUCAAGGAUAAGAUGAUUCUUGCACCUUGCAAUCUAGGGAAACAUUGGGUACUACUUGUCAUCAAUCUCGAUGCUGAGGUGAUAUAUUACAUGGAUCCGUUGAAUGGUGAACCAACUAAACAUCAAAAUUUAAAAACCAAGUUUGAGAAGUAA
This is a messenger RNA of Lathyrus sativus (Indian pea), 765 nucleotides long. Lineage: Eukaryota; Viridiplantae; Streptophyta; Magnoliopsida; Fabales; Fabaceae. The record is from the annotation of a GenBank genome assembly.